Molecule: messenger RNA, 3669 nt
Organism: Wasmannia auropunctata (little fire ant)
Lineage: Eukaryota; Metazoa; Arthropoda; Insecta; Hymenoptera; Formicidae
Exons: 21
Coding region: 335-3436 (1033 amino acids)
Biological process (GO): long-chain fatty-acyl-CoA metabolic process
Cellular component (GO): peroxisome
Molecular function (GO): alcohol-forming very long-chain fatty acyl-CoA reductase (NADP+) activity
Source: RefSeq, a predicted model, not a curated record
UAAAUCUUUUCUUGUGUAUUAUACAAGUCACAUUAAAAAUAAACAUUAAAAAACUAAUACGUGGAGUGACCUUCCUCGUAUAUACGACCCAAACAUCUUAAUUUUUAUUUUUUCAAUUUGAUGCAAUAGCAAAGAUCAACUAAGAAUUACAUGAAACUUGUUCCAUAAUAUAAGCAUGUGCUAUUUAUAAAAUAUUAAAGUUUAUAAUAAUAUAUUUCCUCUAUUAUUUUUUAGAAUAAGUUGUAUAAAAGGUCACAUAAAAAUAUAAGUUAGUAAUUUAGAUACGUAGAAAGACGUAGGCGGUAAAUCGAACAAUCACAGUUGAAAAAGCAAGAUGCAGCCUGGAAAAACAUAUGGCAGCCAUAGAAAAACGUUAGCAUUUUUUUCACACAUUAUGGAUAAUAAACAAAAUGUGGAAAAUAAAGCACAUAGAACAUCAAUACAAAGUUUCUACGCUGGACAGUCAGUCUUUAUUACAGGGGGCACCGGAUUUCUCGGAAAGGUAUUAAUCGAAAAACUACUACGGAGCUGCUCCGACAUUGAAGCAAUAUAUUUACUGAUACGUCCAAAGAAAGAUAAAAGUCCCGAAACUCGACUGGACGAAAUGUUUAACAGUAUAAUUUAUGCUCGAGUAAGAGAGGAAGUACCCAAUUUUCGCAAAAAAAUCAUACCAAUCAUGGGUGAUUUAAAAAUCGACGGCUUAGAAUUGUCAGAAAAUGAGAAAGAUAUAUUGACACGUAAGGUAUCCAUAAUUUUUCAUCUGGCAGCGAAUACACGUUUCGAAGAAAAAAUCAAAGUUUCUACAAUAAUAAACGUGAAUUCUAUCGAUACCAUUUUGAAUUUUGUUAAACAUAUGCCAAAUUUAAAGUCAUUCAUUUACGUAUCAACCGCAUAUUCGAAUUAUCAUAUAAAAUAUAUCGAUGAACGUUUCUAUACAUAUCCUAUUAAACACAAAGAUCUCAUUACAUUGACACAUACUUUAUCCGAAAACGAAAUGGAGAAGAAGGUGACCGAGAUUGCCUCACAAUGGCCAAAUACAUAUACAUUUACGAAAGCGAUUGCAGAAGCGCUUCUAAGAGAGGAAGGCAGAGGUUUACCAAUAGGAAUACUUCGACCUGGCAUAAUCACAUCUAGCGCUAAUGAACCGCUCAUCGGAUGGGCCGAUAAUAUCUAUGGACAAAUAGGAGGUACAAUAUUUCUGGCACACGGUUUACAAAGAUUUCAAUUAGGAGAUGGUAAUUUGAAAAUGUGUACGGUGCCUGUCGAUUUCACUGCAAAUGCUCUAAUUGCUAGUGCAUGGGAUGUCUUCAACCAGUGGAAGAAAGGAGAGACUGCAUUGAUUUAUAAUUUUGUAUCAAUUGAUACAAACCCACCGACUUGGAAUGAAUAUAUUAAUAAAAUGACUUCCUUAAGUAAAUUGUAUCCUGUAAAAAAAAUACUAUGGAUACCGUUUUAUAAAUUCAUACCACAAAAAAUAUUGUAUAAAAUUUGUAUUUGGUUUGGUCAUUUGCUCCCAGCGAUUCUAAUGGACGCCGUAUAUAUUUGUAUGUACCAUCGUCCGAGAAUGUGGAAAUUAUAUACGAAAAUCCACAAAUAUUCCGACGCAGUGGCUUGCUUUGCUCUAAAGCAUUUGGAUUUUUCCCUUCACAACGUUGAAGCGAUGUGGAAUCGGCUAAGUGAGAAAGAUCAGCAAUUAUUUAAAUUUCAAAUGAAAGAAUUUGACUGGACGGAAUACUUUGUUAAUCUUUACAAGGGCAUCCGACUUUAUCUGCUCAAAGAAGACGAUAGUACUUUAGAAAUCAGUCGUAUUAGAUAUAAAAGACUUUACUCAAUUCAUCGAACGUUCAAAACUGUACUCAUCUUUGCUAUCCUUUGGAUCGUCUGGUGUAUAUUUGUAAAAAUAUUUUUUAUGUUAACUUUACGUACUAUGGAUAAUAAAUACGUGAAAAAUGAAGCAUAUAGAACAUCGAUACAAAAUUUUUACGCUGGACAAUCAGUCUUCAUUACAGGGGGCACCGGAUUUCUCGGAAAGGCUUUAAUCGAAAAAUUAUUACGGAGCUGUUCCGAUAUUACAACGAUAUAUUUAUUAAUACGUCCGAAAGAAAAUCAAAGUUCCGAACGUCGAUUGGACGAAAUGUUUAAGAAUGUGCUUUAUGAUCGAGUGAAAGAGGAAGUACCCAAUUUCCGCAAAAAAAUUUUGCCAAUCAUAGGGGAUCUUGAAAUUGACGGCUUAGGAUUAUCGGAAAAUGACAAGAACAUAUUAAUACGUGAGGUAUCCAUAAUUUUUCAUGUGGCAGCAAAUGUACGUUUUGAAGAAAAAUUUAAAGUUUCUACAAUAAUAAACGUGAAUUCUACCGAUACGAUUUUAAAUAUUGCUAAACGUAUGCCAAACUUAAAGUCAUUUAUUCACGUAUCAACCGCAUAUUCGAAUUGUCAUUUAAAAUAUAUCGACGAAUGUUUCUACACAUAUCCUAUUAAUCACAAAGAUCUCAUUACAUUUUCACGUACUUUAUCGGAAAAUGAAAUGGAGAAGAAGGUAACCAAAAUCGCCUCACAAUGGCCGAAUACAUAUACAUUCACUAAAGCAAUUGCAGAAGCGCUUCUCAGAGACGAAUGUGGAAAUUUACCAAUAGGAAUAUAUCGACCUGCCAUAAUUACAAAUAGCGCUAAUGAACCACUCGCUGGAUGGAUCGAUAAUCUUUAUGGACCAAGUGGAAUUAUAAUACCUGCGGCAGCCGGUUUACAGAGAUUUCAAUUAGCAAAUGGAAAUUUGGUAACAAAUAUAGUACCCGUUGAUUUCACUGCAAAUGCUUUAAUUGCCAGCGCAUGGGAUGUCUUUAACCAAUGGAAAAAAGGAGAGACUACAUUAAUUUAUAAUUUUGUAUCAAUGGAUUCGCCGACUUGGUAUGAAUAUGUUAAUAAAAUGUUUUCUUUAAAUAAAUUGUACCCUUUCAAAGAGGCAAUAUGGAUACCAUUUUUCAAAUUAAUACCACACAAAGUAUUGUAUAAAAUUUGUAUUUGGCUUGGUCAUUUGCUCCCAGCGUUUCUAAUGGACGCCGUAAAUAUCUGCAUGAACCGUCGUCCGAGAUUGUGGAAAUUAUAUAGGAAGAUCCACAAAUAUUCCAACGCAAUCGCACCCUUCAUGUUGAAUCGGUUCAAUUUCUCUGAUCACAAUGUUGACGCAAUGUGGAAUCGGCUGAGUGACAAAGAUCAGCAAUUGUUUGAGUUCCAUAUGAAAGGUUUUGACUGGAUGAAGUACCUCGUUGAUCAUUACAAGGGCAUACGCCUCUAUCUAGUCAAAGAAGACGAUAGUACUUUGGAAAUCAGUCGUAGUAGAUAUAAAAGAUUUUACUUGAUUCAUCAAACGUUCAAAAUUGUACUUACAUUUGUUAUUCUCUGGAUCAUCUGGAGUAUAUUUGCGAAAAUACUUAUAUAACGUUAAUCUGUACAAAAUGAAGAGGAGAAUCUUAUUUAUUAAUUUUAUAUUAAUGUCUAAUAUUUAUUUUGCAUAACGCAUAAAGAACUUUUACAAAAAUAUUUCUUUAAAACAGAUAAUAAUUUGAUGAGUAAGUAGCUUAAAAUUAAUUAAUUCUUCAUAUAUACUAAUCAAACUGUAAGCUCUCUAAUUAUAUUAUAUAAUAUAAUUAAUAAAGUAAUAAAAACGGGACA